Messenger RNA from Rhodotorula graminis WP1, 2446 nucleotides. RefSeq lists its product as uncharacterized. Gene Ontology annotation, cellular component: transferase complex. Gene Ontology annotation, molecular function: prenyltransferase activity. The record is from RefSeq and is a predicted model, not a curated record. Bases 1 to 2295 code for a protein of 764 amino acids. The transcript is spliced from 12 exons. Lineage: Eukaryota; Fungi; Basidiomycota; Microbotryomycetes; Sporidiobolales; Sporidiobolaceae. Gene Ontology annotation, biological process: ubiquinone biosynthetic process; isoprenoid biosynthetic process.
AUGUCGGGCAUCCUCAGCUCAAUCGCAGGCGCAUUCCGCUCGCCUGCACCUCGCCAGCCUCGCUACAUCGGCGCCGACGACGCCGUCGCCAUCGACGGCUGGCUCAUGGGCGGCUCCGACAAGGGUGCCUUCUCGAUCGACCAGCUCAUGGAGCUCGCCGGCCUCUCGGUCGCCCAGGCCGUCGCGCAGCUGUACCCGCUCGGCCCGCGGCUCGACAAGGACGCCAACGGCGUAAAGCGCAAGCGCGACAACGAGCGCGUCCUCGUCUGCUGCGGCCCGGGUAACCAGGGCGGCGACGGGCUCGUCGCGGCACGGCACCUCUUCCACAUGGGCUACGCCCCGAGCGUCUUCUACCCCAAGGAGUCCAAGGGCGAGAUCUUCCCCCGCCUCAAGAAGCAGUGCGAGAACCUCGGCCUACCCCUGAUCGCGCCGCCGAGCUCGGGCUCGUCGUCGUUCCCGAUGGCGGCCGACGCGCAGGACGUCGCCUUCCGCCGCGCCAUGGACAACACGGACGUCAUCCUCGACUGCCUCUUUGGCUUUUCCUUCAAGCCGCCCGCCCGCGCACCCUUCAUCACGGUCCUCGACGAGUUCAAGAAGACGUCCAAGCCGAUCCUGUCGGUCGACAUCCCGAGCGGGUGGGACGUCGACUCGGGCAACGCCGACGGGACCGGGUUCACCCCAGAUGCGCUCCUGUCGCUCACGGCGCCCAAGAAGGGCGUGCGCGCGUUUGUCGAGAGUGGCGGCAAGCACUUCCUCGGCGGUCGCUUCGUCCCAGACGCGGUCGCCAACGAGUUCAAGCUCGACCUGCCCGAGUACCCCGCCAACGGCAGCCAAGUCGUCGACAUCACGUGGCGCAAGGAGUACCGCCCGGCGUCGACCUCGUCCCGCGUCGCCGCGUGGACCAGCGCCGUCCUGCCGCGCACCCGUGCCCCGCCGACCGCCUCGAUCCCGACCUCGGGCGGGUCCUCGGCCCGGAUCCGCCUCGAGGACCCUCUCGCGCUCCUCAAGGACGAACUCGGCUCGCUGCGGCACAACAUCACGAGCCUGCUCGGCAGCAAGCACCCGGCACUCGACACGAUCGCCAAGUACUACUUCCAGGCCGAGGGCAAGCACGUGCGGCCCAUGGUCGUCCUCCUCAUGAGCCAGGCGACCAACGGCUUGAGCCCGCGGUGGACCGACGUCGAGCUGCGCGAGCGGGGCCGCGAGCAGGACCGCCGCGAGGGCAAAGGCCGGGGCGUCGACGAGCCGCUCGAGCAGGAGGACGUCCUCAACGACGACAACCCGAGCAUGAUGCAGCGCGCAAAGGACCUCCUGUCGAACCCGCUUUCGAUCCUCUCCUCCUCUCCUUCCUCCUCCGCCUCGUCCUCUUCCUCCACCGACUCGUCUCUCAACCUCCUCCCGACCCAGCGACGACUGGCCGAGAUCACCGAGCUCAUCCACGUCGCGUCUCUCCUGCACGACGAUGUCAUCGACCUCGCCGAGACGCGGCGCAGCGCCCCGUCGGCGCCGUCCCUGUUCGGCAACAAGCUGUCGAUCCUCGCCGGCGACUUCCUCCUCGCGCGCGCGUCGCUCGCCCUGAGCCGCCUCGGCAGCAACGAGGUUGUCGAGCUCGUCGCGUCGGUCCUCGCCAACCUCGUCGAGGGCGAGGUCAUGCAGAUGAAGGGCAACAUGCCCAACCGCGCGACGCCAAUGUCGCCCCGUACCGCGUCGUCGUCGCUCGCCGCGACCGACCCGAGCGCCGUCGCGGCCGCGUCCCUGAGCGGCAACGGGCCGACACCGGCCAUCUUCGAGCACUACAUGCGCAAGACGUACCUCAAGACGGCGAGUCUGAUCGCUAAGAGCGCGCGCGCGACGACGGUCCUCGGCGGGUGCGGCGCGCUCCAGGGGUGGAAGGAGGGCGAGCGCGUCAAGGACGCCGCGUACGAGUACGGGCGCAACCUCGGCAUGGCGUUCCAGCUCAUCGACGACAUGCUCGACUUUACGGCCUCGGCCGCCGAGCUCGGCAAGCCCGGCGGCGGCGCCGACCUCAAGCUCGGGCUCGCGACGGCCCCGGCCCUGUACGCGUGGGACGAGUUCCCCGAGCUGGGAGAGCUCAUCGAGCGCAAGUUCGAGCGCGAGGGCGACGUCGAGCGGGCAAAAGACCUCAUCCUGCGCUCGUCGGGCGCGACGCGCACAUUCGACCUCGCGGCGGCGCACAGCCAGGCGGCCAUCGAGGCGCUGCACCGCCUCCCCGAGUCGGACGCGCGCGAUGCGCUCGAGAAGAUUGCGAGCGACGUCUUGACGAGGAAGAAGUGAGUGGCGGCGGACGGGCGAGGGCGAGGGCGAGGGUCGGGAGCCGAGGUAGACGGGCGAGGAGGGACGAGGCGAGGCGAGCUUGAGACGGAUACCGGGCGAGUAGAGCUAGACGGCCGAGGCGUGUAUGACAUAGCAAACCCCUUGCACAGCA